GUUAGAUUAAAUGGGCAUAAAUGUAACUUAUCAAAUAGCUUCAAUAGCAUUGAUGGCUGCCCCACGUCGCCGUCCUUACCAGCCUAGUUAUUUCCGUCCUGUAUCGCUGCCUGCGACUCGAAGAAGGACCGUGGAUACAUCCUAUUCCUGACAGCUUUGGCUGUGCGCCAAGUCCGUUGACUGCAGAAGGGCGGCUGUACCCGGUCCUGUAAACAUUGCCUGCCCGCCAGCCCAGUCCCGACCUCCCUCCCUGCCCCCGGGAGUCCGCGGAGGGCCGACCCACGCGCCGCAGACAGCUAGCGUGCAGUUUUGAAGUCCAGUGGGCGAGUGGCGUGACCGUCCCUACCUACGAGACAUCGGUGGGGCAGGGCCCGACCCAGAGAAGGUUUUCCUGCACCGCCCUCUGGAGCGCGUGAGCUGGAAACCGUAAUUGUGCUCAAGGUCUGCUGAGGACGUGCGGGGCGGGUGUGGGGUGGGGCGGGGUGUGCUGUCUGUGAGCCCGUGCAGAGGGCAGUGUGAGCCAGCUCUCCGCCGGUGACAGUCCGCCCGGUCCGCAGCUGGCUGGCGUGCACGGUGGCGCGCGUCACGCCUUACGCUCGUGACGGGGUGGUGACCGGCGCGGCUCGUGACGUCGUGACGCAGCGUCAUGACGGCGGGAGGAGGGGACGGCUGUACCGAGCCGGCCGGUCUGACACAGGCCCAGUUCCGGAGACGGUUCCACUACAGGCCGCCGCAGCGGGACAAAGGCGGCCCAGAGCGACUCUGGCGCUCCUGUCGUCCCGACACCGCCUGCGUCUCACGCUGCCUCCGCCGCCGUCUACCGAUCCUCGCCUGGCUGCCCGCCUACCGUUACCAUGACGACCUGUUUGGUGACGUCAUCGCAGGCACCACAGUGGCCAUCAUGCACAUACCACAAGGUAUGGCGUAUGCUCUGCUGGCGGGCAUCCCGGCCAUCCACGGCCUCUACAUGGCGUUCUUCCAGUGUCUGGUGUAUGCCGUGAUGGGGACGUCGCGGCACCUAUCUGUUGGGACAUUCGCUGUCACGUGCAUCAUGACUGGGAAGGUGGUCGUCGAGUACUCGGGCCCAGCGGCGGCCCGGACGGGUGCCGUGUAUGACCCCGUGUUGGUGGCCACAACCGUCACACUAGCCGUGGGCAUCAUCCAGUUGGUGCUGUUCUCGGUGCGUCUGACGGCGCUGGCGGUGGUGCUCUCCGAGAUGUUGGUGCAGGGCUUCACCACUGGUGCCGCGGUGCACGUACUACUUUCACAGGUGCCUAGUCUGCUCGGCCUGGAGCGACCCCUCUUUUCGGGACCCGGCCGACUGCUCAAGCUUACGGGUGCCAUCAUCCAGAAGCUGGCAACUGCUAAUACAGCCUCCAUUGUGAUAUCUGCAACGACCAUCGUCAUCCUUGUGCUCAACAACGAACUCGUCAAGCCCAGACUGGCCAAGUGGACCCGCGUGCCGUUUCCCAUCGAGCUGCUGGUGGUGCUGGUCGGUACACUGGGGUCCUAUCUGGGAGAUCUGUCCGGGCGAUACGAGGUCCAGGUCAUCGGCAACGUUACAACAGGUCUGCCGCAGCCGAGUAGUCCGUCCCUGGUCCUCCUGCCUCGCGUGUUACUCGACUCAGCAGUGAUAGCCGUGGUCACCUACUCUGCCGGCCUGUCCAUGGCCCAGCUGCUGGCUACCAAACACGGCUACACCGUGGACGCCAGCCAGGAGAUGCUGGCACAGGGUGUCGGUAACCUAUUCUCGGCCUGGUUUCUGUGCGCUCCAAUGGCCGCCUCUCUGUCUCGCUCUCUGAUCGUGGACGGAACCGGCGGCCGGACCCAGGCCUCUGGGAUUAUCACCGCUCUGCUGCUGCUGGCUGUGCUUCUAUGGCUCGGACCGCUCUUCUCUCUGCUGCCAAAGUGCGUGCUCAGCGCCGUGAUCGUGGUCUCGCUGAAGGGCCUGCUCAGCCAGCUGGUCGGCCUGCCGGCCCUGUGGCGCUCCUCCCGUGCCGACGCACUCGUCUGGACCGGAACACUGCUGGCCGUGGUCCUUAUCGACAUCGCCGCUGGUUUGGCAGUCGGGGUGCUGCUGUCGCUGGGCGUGCUACUGUGGCGCCUCCAGCGGCCGCCGGCGGAACUACUGGGACGACUGCCCGGCUCGCAGUAUUACGUGUCGCUGGAGCGAUAUCAGGCGGCCGAGCCCGUGCCGGAAGUCUGUGUUUUCCGGUUCGGCGGCGCGCUGCACUUUUGUAACGUCGACUACUUCCGGCGGAGGCUGGCCACACUGACGGGACUGGAGAGAGCCCGCCUUUCACCGACCGAACGUCACGUGACCUCCGAACACAACUGGUGCCGCCCCGCCUCCGGCAGCAGACAGGACACGGAGCUGCUUACGCCACUAACGGCAGAUGACAGUGACACAGAGGAUUUCUGUCGUGUCGAGAGGCAUUGCUACCGUGCUCCCAAAGAGGAUCGGGACGCUAUAAUAGCUGAGGAAGGCGGCGAGGGUAGCAUACAGCUAAAGUUCUCGUGGCUGGUGCUGGACAUGAGUCGAGUGUCCUUCACCGACUCCACAUCCACGCGGGCCCUAUUGGCCACCGUUCGCGACUACCAGGAGCUGGGCGUACACUGCUGCCUGGCCGGCUGCACAGAUGCUGUGCUCGAUAUGCUGCAUUCAUGCCGAAGCCCUCUGGAAGAGAAGCAGAUGUACCCGACAGUUCAGGAUGCGGUGAGCUCUAUUUUCACCUCGGAAACUGGUCAGGGGAACGCUUCGGAGCACUGCAUCGAGCGCUAGUCUGUCGUCUUUGCUCGCUAGCUAUAGGCAGCAGACUGGACUAGCUGACCUACAAUCUGACUAGUCAUGUUUAGUCAUCUCGUAGCCAGACCAACUAUUGAUCGGUGAUCGUAACUAGUACACACUUAUUGGGACCAGAACGACUACCUUUAGUGAUAUACAGUAAUACGAGGUGAGACUUGUACCAGAAAAGGGUGAUAUCCAGUGAAAAGUUCGUCGAGUUUUUGCCAUGCUUUCAUACGACAUAGUCAGUGAAUAGUUGGGUGUGUGAACCAUUUGUGUGAAAGGUGUCUUGGAGUUGGAGGCAAAUCUCAUACCACAGCAAGUACGGUUAUUUUAGAAGACCAAAGACAAUAAGUUGCUACAUAAGAAUGGGAGUGAAGAAGUCGUUUGAACUGAAGUGGUAGGGUCAAAUAAAACUGAAGUAGGUCAAGUAGAAUGGAGAGUGUCACCAAUGUUCUGCAGUCAGCGACGGCCGUUUUCCUUACGAGUUGUGGUAGGCUAGCGUAGCGUAUGAAACUACAGUGCUGUAUGCUGAUCUCGACGAGAUAAACGGGAUGAAAGCUCAUGCACUAAGGUUUUGAUCGUAUCUUGGGGAUUUCAUUAUUUGCCAGGGAUGACUACCAUCGGCUGCCCCUAAUAUGUUGCCAUAUGGUCGAUGAUAUAUGAUUCGUCUGUAAGAUGUAAGUUUGUUUGUUAAUAAAUUCGUAAUCGUAGAGAA
This is a messenger RNA of Amphibalanus amphitrite, 3503 nucleotides long. Its product is annotated as sulfate anion transporter 1-like. The transcript has 15 exons. Gene Ontology annotation, molecular function: bicarbonate transmembrane transporter activity; sulfate transmembrane transporter activity; oxalate transmembrane transporter activity. Gene Ontology annotation, biological process: transmembrane transport. The coding region runs from base 647 to 2782 and encodes 711 amino acids. Gene Ontology annotation, cellular component: membrane. Lineage: Eukaryota; Metazoa; Arthropoda; Thecostraca; Balanomorpha; Balanidae. The record is from RefSeq and is a predicted model, not a curated record.